Molecule: messenger RNA, 727 nt
Organism: Talpa occidentalis (Iberian mole)
Lineage: Eukaryota; Metazoa; Chordata; Mammalia; Eulipotyphla; Talpidae
Gene: SCP2D1
Product: SCP2 sterol binding domain containing 1
Exons: 1
Coding region: 71-541 (156 amino acids)
Cellular component (GO): cytosol
Source: RefSeq, a predicted model, not a curated record
GUGGCCAAUGUAUAUUAACCUGCCCAUGGCCACUCCAGCCAGACAGCAAGGUCGAGAGGACUGAGGCAAGAUGUGGAAGAGAAGUGACCAUCACUCAAAGAUCAAAGCAAAGAAUGGAUCUCCGGCUGACCGGUUCAGGGAACUGGCUUUAACUCCAGAACCGUCCAGGCCCAACGCCGCAGACCUGUCAGAACUCCAGAGCUGCCGGGUAUUCGAAGCUGUUCGCCGUCAUGUCGAGGAAGCGGGAACCCAGCUGGUGAAGCAAGUCAAUGCCGUUUUUCAACUGGACAUCACCAAGGAUGGAAAGAUCAUCAUGCAGUGGACCAUCGACCUGAAGAACGGAUCUGGAGAGGUGUACCCCGGCUCCUCCAGGCUUCCUGUGGACACUCUCUUUACCAUCUCAGAGCCUGUGCUCAUGGAAUUGGCCUUUGGUAAAAUUAACCCUCAGAAGGCUUUCCUUGCCGGCAAGUUCAAAGUCAGUGGCAAGGUUCUGCUCAGCCAGAAGCUGGAGAAAGUUUUCAAAGACUGGGCUAAAUUUUAAGCUUGCGAAAAUAUCAAGGAAAUGAUCAAAACUUCUCUCCAAUUAUUGAGUGGAAAUCAUUCUUAAACUGAAGAUUAAAGCAAAAAGUGUCCAAUAUUUUUACUCAAAUUCUUCCUAUAGAAGUUUGAUUAAUUUUCCUGCUGGAUGUGUAAUUGUGAAGGGAGGGUUCUAGAGCAGUAAAGAGUG